Messenger RNA from Lactuca virosa, 687 nucleotides. The record is from the annotation of a GenBank genome assembly. NCBI's taxonomy places the organism in Eukaryota, Viridiplantae, Streptophyta, Magnoliopsida, Asterales, Asteraceae.
AUGAUGCUUGGAGAGCACUCUUCCUUACCCAUUACCCACUGUGGAGCAUAUCGAGUUCAUGGUUAUCUUGACGGCACAACCAAACCAAAAGAUCCCACUGAUGCUAACUGGGACAAUCUUGACAACCUUGUCAAAUCUUGGCUUGAUCAUACCAUGAGCCAAUCUCUUCUCACCAUGAUCCUUAAACCACAGCCAACCACCAACUCCGUCUGGGAUACCCUUGAUGCUCUGUUCCGCGACAACAAUUACUCAAGCGCCAUAGAACUCGACAAUGAGCUUCGUUCUCUUGUUCAAGGUGAUCGCGCAAUUACUGAUUAUUGUCAAAAGAUGAAGGCCAUCUCGGAUUUACUUGCAAACAUAGAUGGCCCGGUCCCGGAGAAAACCCUUGUCACCUACAUGCUCAAUGGUCUCUCACCGAAUUUCGAGAAUAUCUACAUGCUCAUUCGUCACAAAGAACUGUUUCCUAGCUUUCUUGAGGCACGUUCCACCCUUGUUUCCAAAGAGUUUCGUGUCAAUCGACCACCGGCUACAUCUCCUAGUCACUAUGAUCAUGGCUCAUCACCAUUUUUUCUUCUUGCCAACAGCAACAACACCAACUGGAAUCACAGCAACAACAGCAACCGACGCCCCUACAACAAUCGGCCCUCUUCCAAUCGCCGCCCCAAUGACGCCUCCAACAACCACUGA